GUCACAUCAUCACCAAUUUGAUCAUAUUCAGGGAAUGUGGUGUGGUGUGCGCUCAAUAUUUAAAUUCGUUUAGAUUUUCGUAAAUAUGACUGAUAACGAAGUACAAAAUGGUCCACCAGAGGACCAACCUCAAGAAAAGACUGCUAAGCAACUAGAGAAAGAAGCAAAAAAGGCCGCCAAGCUAGAAAAGCUUAAAGCGAAGUUAGACAAAAAGAGCGCAACACCAGCUGUGCAAAAAGAUAAACCAGAGAAAAAGGUAAAGGAAACAAAAGAGAGUGCGGUAUACACAGCGGAUACGGCACCAGGUGAUAAGAAGGACAUAGCGGGUGCUAUGCCCGAUGCCUACAGCCCACAGUUUGUGGAAGCUGCCUGGUAUGCCUGGUGGGAGAAGCAGGGAUUCUUCAAGCCCGAGUAUGGAAGGAAAUCGGUCCUGGAACCUAAUCCUAAAGGCAAGUUUGUGAUGGUGAUCCCCCCUCCCAAUGUGACGGGCACCCUCCAUCUUGGACAUGCACUGACCAAUGCUGUGGAAGAUGCCAUAACCAGAUGGCACAGGAUGAAUGGUAAAACGACUCUAUGGAACCCUGGCUGCGACCACGCGGGUAUUGCUACACAGGUCGUGGUGGAGAAGAAGCUGUGGCGCGAGGAGAAGAAGACGCGCCACGAGCUCGGCAGGGAGGAGUUCAUCAAGAGAGUGUGGGAGUGGAAGGAGCAGAAAGGCGUCCGCAUCUACGAGCAGCUCCGCUCCCUCGGUUCGUCCUACGACUGGUCUCGCGUCCGCUUUACAAUGGACCCUUCCAUGUGUCGCGCCGUCAACGAGGCCUUCAUAAGGCUGCACGACGCUGGCGACAUCUACCGCGCCAACAGGCUCGUCAACUGGUCCUGCACGCUCAAGAGCGCCAUCUCUGAUAUAGAAGUUGAUAAGAUUGAGAUUCCUGGGCGAACUUUCUUGAGUAUACCCGGUUAUGAUCAUAAGGUGGAGUUCGGUGUACUGGUAUACUUCGCGUAUAAGGCUGAGACAUCUGAUGACGAGAUAAUUGUGGCCACCACUCGUAUAGAAACCAUGUUGGCUGACGUCGCCGUGGCCGUCCAUCCUAAAGACGAGAGAUACAAACACCUAGUGGGCAAACACCUCGUUCAUCCCAUCAUCAAGAGGACGUUGCCUGUCAUUGCAGAUGAGUACGUCGACAUGAACUUCGGAACUGGUGCUGUAAAGAUAUCGACCGCUCACGACCAGAACGACUAUGAGAUCGGGAAGCGACACAACCUACCCUACAUCACUAUAUUCGAUGACGAGGGCAGGAUGUUGGACAACUGUGGACCGUUUGCUGGUAUGAAGCGAUACGACGUCCGUCGCAGCAUCGUGAAGACCCUGGAGACGAUGAAGCUGUACCGCGAGACCAAGGACCACGCCAUGGUGGUGCCGCUCUGCAGCCGCUCUAAAGAUGUUGUGGAACCCAUGCUCAAGCCGCAGUGGUACAUAAAAUGCGACAACAUGGCGGCGGAAGCCGUGAAGGCGGUCAAGACAGGUGAGCUGAAGAUAAUCCCGGACGUGCACGAGAAGAUCUGGUACCACUGGAUGGAGGGCAUCCGCGACUGGUGCAUCUCGCGCCAGCUCUGGUGGGGACACAGGAUCCCCGCCUACAAGGUCACGCUGCCCAAACCAGAGGAAGUUCAAGAGCUGUGGGUAUCAGCUCACUCCGAGGAAGAGGCUCUGGCUAAAGCCGCUGAGAAGUACAAGGCGGACCCGAAGCUUAUCAAGUUAGUGAGAGAUGAUGAUGUACUGGACACGUGGUUUUCGUCUGGGCUCUUCACAUUCUCCAUCUUCGGUUGGCCUGAUCAGACAGAGGACUUGCAAGCGUUCUACCCGGGUAGUCUACUCGAGACUGGACACGACAUCUUGUUCUUCUGGGUCGCUAGGAUGGUGUUCUUUGGACAGCGGCUAAUGGGGAAACUUCCAUUCAAGGAAAUAUACCUUCACCCGAUGGUCCGCGACGCUCACGGUCGCAAGAUGUCCAAAUCCCUCGGCAACGUCAUCGACCCCGUAGAUGUGGUGAAGGGUGUGACCCUGGAACAGCUCCAUGCACAGCUAGCUGACUCCAACCUCGACCCUAAGGAGAUCGAGAAAGCAAAGCAGGGACAGAAGCAAGACUACCCUAACGGCAUUCCGGAAUGUGGAACUGAUGCGCUCAGGUUCGCCCUGUGCGCGAUGACGCAAGGCCGCGACCUGAACCUGGACAUCCUGCGCGUGCAGGGCUACCGGUUCUUCUGCAACAAGCUCUGGAACGCCACCAAGUUCGCGCUCAUGUACUUCCCCAAAGACACUGUUUAUGAGCCCCACACUCCGUCAUCUGUAUCCGACUUGUCCGCAAUGGAUCGUUGGAUGUUGUCCCGGCUGGCGCUCGCCGUCAACAAGGUCAACGCCGGGUUCGCCGCCUACGACUUCCCCUCGGCCACCACACACUGCUACAACCUAUGGCUGUAUGACCUCUGCGAUGUGUAUUUGGAAUACCUAAAACCGGUGUUCACGAGCAGCACUGAGAGCGAGAGGGCGGCCGCUCGGCGCACGUUGUACACGACGCUGGAGUACGGACUCAAGCUGCUGAGCCCCUUCAUGCCCUUCGUCACCGAGGAGCUGUUCCAGCGGCUGCCCAGGAAAGACACUAGCUGCCCCUCCAUAUGUGUGGCUAGUUAUCCAACCGAAGCCGACACGCCAUGGCGCUCUGAACAACUGGAAUCUGACGUGGACACCGUCCUUAAAAUGAUCCAUCUGAUCCGCUCCACCCGGUCAGAGUACAGCAUUACCAACAAGCAGAAGACCACAGCUCACCUAGUGUUAGCCCCGGAGUUGCCCGGCGAACAGCUGAGGGGCCUGUUCCGCAGCCUGCAGUCGCUGGCGAACUCCACCCUCUCGGACGAGGAGCCGCCUACAGGAUGCUCCAUAUUAACUGUAUCGAAUAAGAUUGAAGUGCAUAUUGUUCUAAAGGGCCUAAUCGACCCCGCUAAAGAAAUAGCAAAACUAGCAAAGAAGAAGGAAGCACUGAACCAAACAUUGAAGAAGCUGCAACAAGUGACGACGGCGGAGGACUACCUCACCAAGGUGCCAGAAGAUGUGCAGAAGGCCAACACGGAGAAGCUGGCGCAGUCGCAGGGAGAGAUCGAGAUCAUUGAGGGCGCGUUGAGGAUACUGAAUAGUAUGAUAGAAACGUCUUAGGUGGUAGAGACUAGGUUUGUAGACGCGACUAGACUUAUUGUCGAUUUAGAUUUUUCUUAAUUUGAAUCUGAUUUUUGGUCUUUAUUAGACUGUUUUGUUUAUUCCUAUUGAAGAUUUUACCUUUGGUACAAUGUCACAGUUUUGGUUUUUUGCAGAGAUAAUAUCACUUGAAGUUGUAUGUGGUCCAAUGUCCUAAAUUCCUGGAUUGCCGUCCUGAAGAUAAAGCCAAGCCAGAAAUACUAUUCACCUUGCGUUUUAUUAUAUCCUACGGGAAUAUAUUUACAAAUCCACUGCCA
Molecule: messenger RNA, 3507 nt
Organism: Trichoplusia ni (cabbage looper)
Lineage: Eukaryota; Metazoa; Arthropoda; Insecta; Lepidoptera; Noctuidae
Gene: ValRS
Product: valine--tRNA ligase
Exons: 18
Coding region: 86-3211 (1041 amino acids)
Biological process (GO): valyl-tRNA aminoacylation
Cellular component (GO): cytosol
Molecular function (GO): aminoacyl-tRNA deacylase activity; valine-tRNA ligase activity; ATP binding
Source: RefSeq, a predicted model, not a curated record